Molecule: messenger RNA, 4548 nt
Organism: Carica papaya (papaya)
Lineage: Eukaryota; Viridiplantae; Streptophyta; Magnoliopsida; Brassicales; Caricaceae
Gene: TRM4
Product: LONGIFOLIA protein
Biological process (GO): regulation of monopolar cell growth
Source: RefSeq, a predicted model, not a curated record
UCUUCCCAAGCUGAUUUCCUCAACCUGAUGACGAAAUGAUGUAGCAAAAACAAAACUUCCCUUCCCCCCCCACCCUCCCUCCCUUCUCUUUUUAGUCUUCUCUCCUGCUUGCCCUCUUUUCCUAUUUUGUUCUAUCAGGGGAACUGUAGCACAGCCUGUCUCUUCCACACAUUCCUCAAUUCCUUCCUUUUCUGCAAUUUCUUAUUUUUACCAUUUUUAAUAGUUUCUUCUUCUGGGUAACUGAGCUGGAGGAAUAAGUUAUGGUUUUUGGUUGGAUUUUGUAAGCUUGGGAUAUUGAGGAAGGGUCCCCUCCUUUGCAUGCUGCUUCUAUUAAGGGUAUCUCACACAAUGCAUUGUCUGGAUUCAUUUGUGAAACUUAAUAAGGUAGCUUCCCUGUUUGUAUAUAUGCCUCACAAGAACUGAUUUUGGUUUCCUACGUUUGCUUUCCUUCAUUCUUGCAAGAAGUUGGGAUUUGAUGCAACCAUCCGGGUAAAAUUCCCAAAAGGGUAUUUUUUUUUUUUUUUCCAUUUUCAUUUAUAUUUUCUUCUCAUCUGAAAAUGUGAUAUUGUCAUGAGAAGGAUUUUGGGUUGAAAAGGGAAAAUUUUGAUGGUAAGGAUUUUGGUCUGAGAAGGGAAAGUUUUGAUAUUAUGGGUACUGAUACAAGACCGUGGUUGCUAGGCUUGAGCUGUGAAGUAGCUGGAAGAUAAUGGGUUUUGGGCGAGAUUGUUCCUUACAUUUGUGGUAAUUAGAUAUCAAAAAAGGAAAUAAAAUUCAAAGCUUUUUCUAUUCUAUACAUGGGAAUACAGCUAUUAUCAUGAAAUGGAAAUGGAAAGAGAUUCAAUUUCGUUCUGGUUUAUAGAGGUGAACGAAAGCAAAGGAAAAACAAAAGAAGAGUCAAACAUUUCUACGUCCAGUUGUUCUCAAUCUGAAAUUCAAUCUCAGAGAUUGCUUGAGGGUCUUAGAUUCGACAUUCCUGGAUGCACGAUUGUGUUGGUGUUGUAAAAAGACGUUAUAGUGGGAGGAACAGGGUCGGUAGAGUUGUGGAAAGUAAAGAGUCUUAGCUUUUGUAACUAAGGUGUUAGUGGAGGAAAGAUGGCUGCCAAGCUUCUACAUUCAUUGGCAGAUGACAACCCAGAUCUGCAGAAGCAGAUAGGAUGCAUGACUGGAAUUUUUCAACUCUUUGACCGUCACCAUAACCUCACUGGUAGGCGUCUGAGCCAUAGGAGGCUUUCUGCACCAGGUAGUUCUCACUUCAAUAGCAAUGGCUUUGAACGAGAGUCUAAUAAUCCAUAUAAUCAAUCAAUUGCAACUGAAACGAAUGUGAACAGGAGUGUGAAUGAGAAACAGAGGACUUCUACUGAAUCAUCGAGACCUUCUUUCUCAUCAACAUGUUCAUCUUCUUUAUCCUCUUCAGAGUGUAAUAAAAUGACUCAACAAGAAGCCUCUGCCUUUGAGAGAACAAUUUUUCCUGGUACCCCUUCCAGGGAGCCAGUAAUUCACCAAGCAAGUUCCUUUCCACAUCUAGGGCUGCAAUCCCCUGAUCUUCGUGAUGUGGUCAAGGACUCUAUGUAUAGGGAAGUAAGAGGACUUUCAGUUAAAACCACCACCAAAGAGGAAAUAAAGGGCCAGGCUAUGAAGCAUAAAGACUCUCCAAGGCCAAUACAACCGUCUAAGUCAGUAGAUAGAUCUCAUGGUGCUGGGUUAAGUGAUGUUGAUAUCGAGGAGUCGGAGUCUCUUAGGGUUCUUGCCAAACUUCGAGAGGCACCUCGCUGUUACACUGAAGCUAAAGAAGUUCGUAGAUCAUCAUAUGAAGCAAAAGAUAGGUCUUGGCAUUCAAUAGCAAAAGAUGCUCCUCGAUUUUCUUAUGAUGGGAGAGAGACAAAUCGAUUAUCUUUUGAAUCACGAGACUCCUGCAAAUCUGUACCAAAGCUGAAAGAGCUUCCUAGGCUUUCAUUGGAUAGUAGAGAAGGUUCAGUGCGCGGUUCCAACUCUGAAUCAAAUGCGGGUUAUCUUUCUAGAAGCUUUCAGAAUUCGGUCAACUCUGGUAAUGAAGUCCCUAGUCCACGAGGAUUACUGGGUAGCCAGAAACGUCCUGCUGGUGUUGUAGCAAAGUUGAUGGGCUUGGAAACAUUGCCUGAUUCUGCCUCAGCUAGUGACAAUGAUUUGCAUUUGAUCAAAACUGGCCCCAUUGAGGAUGGAAAUCCUUUCUCUAGGGCAUUAAGACGUGAUCUCAAUAGGCCAAUUCGAACCUCUCCUAGCUCCCCAAGAAGCUCUUUCAAAGAUCCGGCAUCACCACGGUGGAAAAAUCCUGAUCUAAUCAUGAAGCCAAUUUCAAGUUCAAAAUUUCCAAUUGAAUCAGCACCAUGGAGGCAGCUGGAUGGUAUUCGAAAUUCACAAAAGCCAGCUUUUAGUGUGGUAAAAGUUCAAGAGAGAACAUCGAAUUCCUCAUCUCCUUCUAUUUAUAGCGAAAUCCAGAAAAAAUUAAAUGAUCUUGAAGUCAAGGGAUCUGGGAAGGAUCUGGGAGCUCUUAAACAGAUACUGGAAGCCAUGCAAGAAAAGGGGUUCCUAGAGACCAAGAAAGAACAACCAUUGACCUUCAGAGCUCGAAACGGUUACGAACCAAAAUCUGUGGUUCUCAGUCAGAAUUCAAAAGGUCAGCAUAGCAGGAGCAAUGAAUCCCCAAUUGUGAUCAUGAAACCUGCAAAACUUGUGGACAAAGCAGGUAUGCCUGCUUCAUCAGUAAUUCCAAUUGAUAGUUUUUCUGAUCUCAACAAACUCCAAAUUCAUGCAGCUGUAGAUAGUAAAAGGAGUUCAAGGAAUAGCAGAACAGCUAAAGACAAGUCUCCUAGAAACAUGCUCAAUGACUUCUCCAUUAGUUCCGUUGAUAAGAAAUUGAGUAGUAGGAGUAUCAGAUCUUCACAGUCCUCAACAAAGCCUCAACAACUGUCCAAAGAAAGUGCUGCUACUUCAGUAAAGAAUUCUGGAUCUACAAGCCCGAGACUGCAGCAGAAGAAGCUUGAGUUGGACAAGCGAUCCCGUCCACCUACCCCUCCAUCUGAUUCAAGCAAACCCAGAAGGCAAUCCAACAGGCAUCUGACAGAAUCAAGCUCUCCUGGUGGUAAACUUCGAUCAAAAUCUCGCGACUUGCAGAGAAGUGAUGACCAAUUGAGUCAGAUAAGCAAUGAAUCUAGAAGUUCAAGUUACCAGGGGGAUGAUGCAUCUCUUCAUUCUGACAGCAGUACUGUGUUGGAGCCAAAGGUAGAUACUGAAGUUGCCAGUACUGAACAAUCUGUUGAAGUCAACAGCAACCAGAGUCCAUCCCUGAAGGCUGAAAAGUACUCAGUUUCAACCUCAAUGGAGAAAGUUUCAGCUCCAAGAUUGAGUCAAGAUGGAUCCUUGGCAGAAUUUGCUACAGUUCCACCAGAACAUCCAAGUCCUGUCUCUGUCCUUGAUACCUUAUUGUACAGAGACGACGCACCAUCUCCUGUGAAGCAGAUGCAAGGAGGUGAUGGUGCUCGAGGUUCCACCGACAAUCACAAUGAACGAUGGAUUCCCUUUGCUGACUUUGCGAGCAGCAAAGUAUCUGGUCUUACGUCAGAGAUGAAUCACAAGAAAUUACAGAACAUUGAAAACUUGGUGCAAAAGCUGAGACGACUAAACUCUAGCCAUGAUGAAGCCAGAACAGACUACAUUGCAUCACUUUGUGAGAACCCAAAUCCUGACCACAGAUACAUUUCUGAGAUAUUAUUAGCUUCAGGCCUUCUACUUAGAGACCUUGGUUCAGGAUUGGCGACCUUUCAGCUCGAUCCUUCAGGUCACCCAAUCAAUCCUGAAUUGUUCUUUGUUUUGGAGCAGACCAAGGCAAGAAAUAUGCACUCGAAAGAAGAAAGCAUCCUUCGGAAGGCUUCCAAUUCAAAGUCGGAUCAGGAGAAGUUCCACCGGAAGCUCAUAUUCGACACUGUUAAUGAGGUUCUUGUCCAGAAAUUAGCUUUGCUGGGGGUGAAUUCAGAGCCAUAUUUGAAGUCUGAUAAACUGGCAAAAAAAACCCUGAAUGCCCAAAAAUUCCUGAAAGAACUGUGUCAGGAGAUGGAACAAGUUGAGGGCUGGAAAGCAGUGUGGGACUUGGAAGAAGAGGAAGAUGGCCUGAAAGGGAUCUUGACAGAGGACGUAAUGCAUCGGUCAGAGAGUUGGACAGACUUCUCCUGUGAGGUCCCAGGUGUCGUGUUAGAUGUUGAGCGGCUGGUGUUUAAGGAUUUAGUCAACGAGAUUGUGAUCGGGGAGGCAGCAGGCACAAAAACCAGACAAGGUAAGUGCCGGCAGCUGUUUAUAAAGUAGCAGAAGCUGUUUCAAGAAUAGAAUUUUUUUUUUGUUUUAAUAACUUUGUUGUUCUUUUUCUUUAUUGUGAUAUUAGAUUUGUUCUUUUCCUUGCUGGUAUGAAAGAAAAAAUAAUUCAUGGGUAAAGAAGUUGAGUCCUGAGCUGCGAGUAGGAAAGUUGAUACUCAAAAUUAUUUAAUGAUGGAACUAAACACAUUUUCACAACAGCCAAAA